Messenger RNA from Prorocentrum cordatum, 915 nucleotides. Lineage: Eukaryota; Dinophyceae; Prorocentrales; Prorocentraceae. The record is from the annotation of a GenBank genome assembly.
GAACCACAAGAGCAUGUACGUGCAAACAGUGGUCCUGCACACGAACCGCAGGGGCCAGAGGCUGCUGCGCGUGCACAACACGGCGGUGCUCGUCACAGCGUCCAUGCGGCAGGUGUUCGGCGGCGUCUCCAUUGCCCCGCUUAUGGCCGUGAUGCUGAAGCAGGCGUGCUUGCUGGCGCUGACGCAGCGCAUUUCUGGGUCGACAAAGGUCCUGCCCCGCGACUUCCUGCUGGAGUUCUGCCUCCAGGCCCUGACCAGCUACCUCCGGCACUGCGGGCCCAGCAAGUCCAGCGCGGGCUGCUUGGUGCUCGGCAGGAGGCUUUGCCUCCUGCCGCUCUACACGCUCGCCGCGCGCAAGCUCCUGUUCCUGCUGACCGGCGGCCAGGGGAGGCAGGAGAGGAGGGCGAAGCGAGACUGCGGAGCAUCCUCAGGACGAUGCCCGUCCACUCUAUCGUGUCCGCCCUCUACCCGCGCGUCUACACGCUGCCGGCCGACCCGGCCGCCCCGCUGCCCGCGCCGGAGCACCCCACGCUGGCGGAGUACAUGGCGAGCGGGCUGAGCCCCGACGCUCGCCUGGUCUUCAGCAGCCUGGGCAGCUGGAUCGACCUGCCCUCUCGCCAGGGCGACGCGGCUCCGCCGGAGUUGAGCCAGGAGCUGUGGCAGAGCGCCGAGGAGCUCAGCGCGCGGCUGUGCAACUCCCAGGGAGCCGCGGCCGCGUUCCCACCGGUGCGCUGGCUGCCUCGUGGGGGCGGCGCGGGGCUGGGCUCGUCUCUGUUCGACGGCGCCAGUUGGGAGGACAAGGUUCUGUUGUCCGCGCUCUUUGUCGAAGACGAUGGCGCAACAGAGAUGGGCUACCCGGAGUGGGUGCACUUCCUCCAAGAGGAGCUGGCCCGCCGCGCGUGCGAGCGCGAGUAG